This is a messenger RNA of Laetiporus sulphureus 93-53, 234 nucleotides long. RefSeq lists its product as uncharacterized. The transcript has 2 exons. NCBI's taxonomy places the organism in Eukaryota, Fungi, Basidiomycota, Agaricomycetes, Polyporales, Laetiporaceae. The coding region runs from base 1 to 234 and encodes 77 amino acids. The record is from RefSeq and is a predicted model, not a curated record.
AUGCUCCAGCUUAAGGCAAGAAUCUCUGAGCUGGUGCUUGCAAAAGCCAACAAAGUUUCACUGAUCUCGAUCAAACACAUGGUCUACCAGAACUUCGAAGAGAACAUUACUGCAAAGUUUCACCUUACCAUCAUCAAUUAUCUGCUCAAGAGGUUCUGUUGUCCUAGUGACGUCAGCUCAAAGAGUGAGCUGGAGCUUCUGCUCCAUGCUUGGGAAUCAGGUGUGACAUACUGA